UGUACGUAUUAAAAUGAGACGUUAAAAUUUGUCCGCGUGAUCGAUACGGGCAGCGGAUUAUGGGAUUAUGAUCUUCGAAAAUUCCUGAUGGUCAACAACAAAACUUGACUCUCCGAUCAUAACACAACAGACUUCACCACAAUUUCUAGGUAUAAACAGGUGAAUUUCUACGUACCGAGGUCAGUGUAUCACUGUCUGUUGACCGGCUAGUGUAACCUAACCUCAAAUAUUUCGCAUCGCUUUCCAGUUUCGUCGAAAAUUGCAAACUGCAUGUUUUCUUAGCGCAGUCAACGUCUUGUUUUUCGUUUUCUUCUUCUCUUUGUGCUGAAAGAAUCUUGGCGUGAAACAUUAUUGAAAAAUUAUUUUCGGAAGAACGUGGUCCGGUGUGAGAUUUACAGAAAUCAAAAUGGCGCCCCCGAAAUCUAAGAAAACUGUAUCAAAGAAAGUGAAGAAAUCAAAACCAUGCUACGAUUGUUCGGAGUCAGAUAGCGAUUCCUACGAUUCAGAAUCUGAGAGUUGCAGCUGCAGUUCUUGCGACGAAUCGGGAAACUGCGGGAUUCCGGCUACUCGGAAGGCGGGGAAGGGAAAAUCGAAGAGCAGAUCCAACUUCGUGUCGAAAAUCGGCAAAGGAAAGUCCAAGAAAUCAAAGCCCAAGAAAAAUCAGCGCAAGAAAAAAAUGUCGUCGUCUUCGUCCUGCGACUGUUCCGACUGUUACACGGACUUCAGUUCGGACGAUUCCGACUUCUGUUGCCCGUUGAUUUCCGGACGUUCGAGACCUUCGGGAAGCAAAACAUCCGGAGGAUAUUCUUGCGCAUAAAAUUUUUCGUUCAAUUUCAUCGUUACAAUCAUCAUUACAAUUAUUACUGAUCGAGAUCAAAUGUUACGGUGAUACUCUCAUGUCUAUAGCACUAUUUUAAUUGUUAACGGCCAUUUUGCAAUAAUUCCGUUAACAAGAUGGCGGUUUUGUUUCUUCAUUUUUUUUCUUCCGUCAAAUGAAAACCGUCCGAUUCUCUCUGUUCGAAUUUCUAUAUCGUUACGUGCAUUGAUAAAUAUGAUAAAAAAAAAGAGAAGGAAUAAAAAAAACUGGAAUUAUUCGGUCCUUCAUUUUUAAUAUUCAUAAUACGAAAAAAGAGAUAAAAAUACGUCGCACGUCUGCAGUUGAAAAAAUUUUCCGUUUUCUGUUGCCAAAAUUUAUUAGAUAGAUAUUAUAUGUGAAUAUAAGUAUAUAUGUUUAUGAAUAUUUAUUUAUUAGGUGCGUAUAGGUUAUAUUAUAUUAUCUUCGACUUAUUCAUGUAUCCAUAUAAUAACGUAGAGUUCGAUUUGUUGAAUGGGCGAUCGAAUAUUGAUCGAUAAAUUUCCGAAGCCGCGACGAUUAUCGCGUUAGGAAUAAACACAG
Messenger RNA from Athalia rosae (coleseed sawfly), 1396 nucleotides. RefSeq lists its product as uncharacterized. The coding region runs from base 407 to 817 and encodes 136 amino acids. NCBI's taxonomy places the organism in Eukaryota, Metazoa, Arthropoda, Insecta, Hymenoptera, Athaliidae. The record is from RefSeq and is a predicted model, not a curated record. The transcript is spliced from 2 exons.